Molecule: messenger RNA, 703 nt
Organism: Heterotrigona itama
Lineage: Eukaryota; Metazoa; Arthropoda; Insecta; Hymenoptera; Apidae
Source: the annotation of a GenBank genome assembly
AUGGCAGAAACAGUCGCAAAAUACAAAACACAACGGAGUACGCACUCAGUCAUACAGUUGCCUUCCCAAAAUGUCAGACAAUCCCGCAUAGAGGUCGUGUUAACAUUCAUAGUUAAUAGAGUAUAUUUAUCAAUAUGUUGUAAUAAAUUUUUGUACUAUAGCUAAAGAAUACAAAUGUUUACUUCCGAUGAACGUGAAGGAGAGAAAUCGUGUUGUGUUUUCGGAUAAUUGGAGUUUGCGUUUCGUCUCGGAAACAGAUACCCAUAAUGAAGUUUCUGGUGAUGACUCCUGCCCCAGAUGCUUAUGUGAGGAACUCAAAAAGUGGAUACCAGAGCUCAAGGAUUGCUCAGCGUGUUUAAGCAACUAUGAAGUUUUAAAUAUUUUGCAAAAUAUAAAGUCAGAUAAAAAGCAAAAAAUGAAACAAAAUCAAUUAGCAAGUAUAACAUAUCAAACUGUAAGAUAUUUAGAAGAGACUCCAUGUAAAAGACAAACACCUGAAAAAAUUAGAAGCUUUCUAAAAGCAUUAGAACCUUAUAAUUUGACAAAGUGUGAAAAAUUGACUCUUUUAAAUAUGUGUCCUAAAACACCUCUUGAAAUACAACUGAUUAUAGAAGAUAGUGAAGAUCGUUUAACUGAUGAUGAAGUAAAUUCUUUACUUCAGGUAGUAGCAAACUUUUUAGGUGAAAAUGAACAAAAUGGAUAG